Aptenodytes forsteri (emperor penguin) is the source of this 936-nucleotide messenger RNA. RefSeq names its product biogenesis of lysosome-related organelles complex 1 subunit 4. The record is from RefSeq and is a predicted model, not a curated record. Bases 1 to 579 code for a protein of 192 amino acids. The transcript has 5 exons. Gene Ontology annotation, cellular component: BLOC-1 complex. NCBI's taxonomy places the organism in Eukaryota, Metazoa, Chordata, Aves, Sphenisciformes, Spheniscidae.
AUGGGAACCAAGAAGUUUGCUGUGCUCCUCAUAGCUAGCAAGGCUUGCGUCAAGCCUCGUGGCUUUGACGACUUGGGGCAGUUCUGGCUCCUCAGAAAAAGCCCACGAUACCUCUGGCGUAGUGAUACGCUGCCACCCUGCACACCUUCGCCUGGAGACCGCUCGGCGACGAUAGAAAGCUUAGACAAGAGUCUAGAAGAUUUGCUGACCAGAGUGGAUGAAUUUGUGGGAAUGCUGGACAUGAUUCGAAGUGAUUCCUCUCAAGUUGUCAAUGAAAGUAUACCUCAAAUUUACACAAAAGCUACAGAAAUGAGACAGAUAUACAGGAAGAUUGACAAACUAGAGGCUUUUGUGAAGAUGGUUGGAAAUAGCGUAGCUGGACUGGAAGAACGGGUCAUAAAGGCAGAAACAGACCUUGGAGCUUUUCCGAGCACAUUCAAGAAAAUCUUGCACACAAUCAGCAUACCAUCCUUCCUUAAUAAAUCGUCUUCCUCACGACAACAACAGACCCUCUAUGAACCUCCAGUCCUCUUCAAGACUGAAGACUAUUUUCCAUGUCUUAAUGAAGCACCUUAUUGAUGAUUUCUGCUUUGGGAUUGAUGUGAAUCAGCCAGAAUAGAGACAGCCAAGUGAACAAAAGAAAUGCUAACCUCAAAAUAGCUGCAUUUCUGAGCGUUAUUGAUGGCAUAUUGCCAUCUGAUUCUCAUUGUCUUCCUUCAGGCAGUAUUUUCAGGUAAUCUUUGUUUGUGUACAUUAUUUCAAAAGUCUUCCUAAAACACAGUAUAAAUUUUCAGAUUAUAUUGGGGAAGGAACUUAAGAAUACUUCUGCAUUAGAUUUUUUUUUUUAAAUACAGAAAUAAUAGGAAACAUACUUUAUAUAUAUAUCUUUUAACACAUAAAUAUCUGUGCUGCUGCAAAUGUAAAUAGCUAUACCAC